Messenger RNA from Haliotis rubra (blacklip abalone), 1878 nucleotides. RefSeq lists its product as uncharacterized. The transcript is spliced from 7 exons. The record is from RefSeq and is a predicted model, not a curated record. NCBI's taxonomy places the organism in Eukaryota, Metazoa, Mollusca, Gastropoda, Lepetellida, Haliotidae. The coding region runs from base 84 to 1160 and encodes 358 amino acids.
CUGUGUCGUUUCGUGAAGUCAACAGGGUACAAUAUUGACACCACUUUGUUACACGAGAAGUCAUACUGACCGUCAACCCGACCAUGAGACGUACUGUGUUCUACUGUGUGUGCAUUCUGUUGGAAGUCCUUGUGCUAACGUAUUCUCAGACCUGUGUCACACGGUUAGAAUUCAUCCCGAGGGCCAUCACAAUAGGAAAGACAUCCAACCUCAGCAUCACAUGCUUCGGGUCGUCAAUCCUGCGGCUCCACCUUGACAGCAACCCCAUCAUGGAAAUUCAAAAGUUUACGUCAUCAGGGCUGGUAACCUUGGCAACGCUUGAUGGAAACGAUAAUGUUACAAAACACGUGGAAGGCAUCGACGUCGUCGGCUUCUUCCCUUCAAAAUUUGAGAUCGUUAUAAACAAUCCCGGAUGUUCUGACGUCACAAACUACUUCUGCCGCGUCACGAAUUUUUCCUGUAUGAGAAGUCGGAGGUUGGUGAGACUCGUGACUCCAAAUGUAACACAAGGUCCGCCAUCGUUGACAAUUAUGCCUUCAAAGCCAGUAUAUGAAGACGGUGAACUAGUCGUGUUCAGGUGUUCAGUGAAUGUUUCUCCAAGGAGACAGUUCUUUUCCUGGAACUGGGACCACCCCUUGGGAAAAGAUUUUAGUGGGAACGUGAAAACUGGACAGUUAGUGGAUGCCUUUCGCACGUGCAACAGAACAAGCUUUUUGGCCUUGACCUUGAAAGCGGAAGACAAUGGGACCAUGGUGACCUGUAUGACCGGCUCGUCGCAGGAGUUGAAAGCUAGUGUUGUUGUGAAUGUUAUCGGUAGACAGGAAACAAUCACGCCAGCCUCGCCAACCAGGCCAGCAACAACAGGACUAAUGCAGAUCCUUCCAGAUGCUGGUGCCAGCGGUAUCCCUGGUUACCUUCUGGCAGUGGUAGCCGUCGCCACCCUCAUCCUCACCCUCAUCAUCUACAGCGUCUUACUACGGAUGGGAGGAACAAAAUUCAAGUUUCCAUUCACAGACUGCUUCGUUGUUAAAAAAGGUCAUCUAUACGAGAUCCCGGACAGAGAAUCUGAUGGUGAUCCUGACAGCAGCUAUUGUGUCAUACAAAACACUGGCCCCAUCUACAUUAACUCCCCCCGCAGGGUCGUCUCCAACGCACCGUGACUCACACUCGCCGUGUGGGGCGGUGCAGUAGCCCGAUGGAAGUGUUCGCUCGUCACGCUGAAGACCCGGGUUCGAUUCCCCACAUGGUACAGUGUGUGAGGCCCAUUUCUGGUGUCCCCCGACGUGAUAUUGCUGGAAUAUUGCUAAAAGCGGAGUACCAUCAUACUCACUCACUCACCCUCUCGUCGUGGAUUCUCAAAGACACUGCUAUUCCAAACAGAUGUUCACGGAAAGGCCCUGGUAUUUGAUUUAAUUGGGAUUUCAAGAUUAGGUACAUUUGGUCUUUAGUUAGUAGACAAUAUAGCUGAUCUGGUCAGUCAGGUCGAUGUUCAUGCAAUAUUCUGUAAUACAUCUACAUGUGAAAACCAUUGCUGUAUGCGCUGACCAUUCCAAUUCUUGUAUGACGCAACUUGCUGAGGAGGGAUGACCUAGUUGUAAUUCAUCCUCUUAAGUUCGAAUUCAUGAUUAACACCGAUUAUGAUCCUUGGUAUUAAAAGGCUGCGAGGUAGGUUAAUGGUUUGCCGGCGUACCCCGACUCCGGGUCCUUGCUCAUAAUAUUAAUCACUGGCUUGUUUGGUCCAGCCUCUGUUAUUGACAUUCAGCUGUGGUACGGCUGACCAACUGCUGACUGCGGCAUCUACCAGCAUCUGCUCUCUUCCACCCGCACCAUCAUCAAAACUGAGAAGUGCCCUGUGUAUAUAAAUACCUUACCACUGUU